This is a messenger RNA of Aspergillus alliaceus, 1014 nucleotides long. RefSeq lists its product as uncharacterized. The transcript has 4 exons. The coding region runs from base 1 to 1014 and encodes 337 amino acids. The record is from RefSeq and is a predicted model, not a curated record. Lineage: Eukaryota; Fungi; Ascomycota; Eurotiomycetes; Eurotiales; Aspergillaceae.
AUGUCCAAUGAAAAUGCUCCAUUUCCGGUCCUCUCAAACGACAAUCGUGAGACACUUAUUUAUCACUCUCGUCUCCGUGGCCGUUCAGAUCCCUUCAUUAUCUUCGUCGCGGCCAAACUACGGUCCGCCAUAUACUUCAAGCAGGGACGGCCGGUGGUCAAUACUCCCAUCUGGGUAGCUCUGUUCAUCUACGCCGCCCAACUUUUCCUAAUCAUAGUUCUAUCACUAUCAAAACUAUCAACCACCCUUCUACUCUGGACCCUAACCCUCAACAAAGUUAUCCGCCAGACCUGCACCAUAACCAUCGCAUUCACAUCCACCUGGACCACAUUCGCCCUCGGCCUCGCCUUCCGAUGCAGACUACCCGAACCCUGGCUCUAUACCCCAGACAGAUGCGCCGGCACAAUUAUCUACCCAAUGUCAGCCCUCCACAUCCUCACCGAGGUGAUCAUCCUCGUAAUCACCUUCUUCAUGACGUGCCACGUCCAAAUGCGACUAGGAAAACGAGUCAAAAUCCUCUGUUUCUUCUCAACUCGAAUCACGCACAAAACGGUGUUCAUCGCCCUCGCAAUCGCCCAACUAGCUCUUCUCCCCCCAUUCCUCAACUCCCCAGACACUCCAUGGACAACGGUCACCUCAGUAAUCUUCUCCCAAGCCAUGAUGUACAUAUCUGUCACCAUCGUCUGCCUCCCAACCAUCUGCCACAUCUCCGCCGGCUUCCACUCAGACCUCCUCACCACCCGCCUCCCAGAUGAGAUACAGCUGAGGUCUCCGAAACGCAGCGUGUACGAUAGCGGGCGGAGGGCCAAGAGUAGUUUUUAUUCCGAUCCUGCGCGCUUCAGUAAUAUGGCUCCGUCGGUAAGGACGGAUAUAUCGUCGUGGCGGAAGAAUGGGGAUGGGAAUGGGAUUAGGCGGUCGAGUGCUAGUACGGAAAGUAUGAGGCAUUUGACUCGUGUGAAAACGCAUGAGGGGGGGGGUGUGAUGAAGACGGUGGAUAUUACGGUUUGGGUGUAG